AGGCCUCCCUCUCAAUGGGGACCGGGUCCUCAGGACCGCAGCAUGGUUAUCACUGUGGGGAAUGAGCUGACCGGACCGUCUGGAUCUGCCCCCCUUCGUCAUCAUGACAGGGACUACUCUCCCAGACCUGAACACGAGAAGAGUUGGAGAGGGGCCCGUAGCGCCGAUCAUAGUCCAAACCGCAGACGCGCCAAGAGCCUGCCACGAAGCAAGAGCCGACCCCGAGGUCAAAGCCGGAGUCCAGAGCGGAGCCAGGUCAAGUCCCGAGGCCGAAGCCAGAGUCGUAGUCCAGACCGGAGUCGGGCCAAGAGCCGGGGUCGGAGCAAGAGCCGACCUCGAGGCCAUAGCCGGGAGAGGAGCAAGAGCCGGAGUCCGGACCGCAGUCAAGCCAAGAAUCGGGGACGGAGCAAGAGCCGUCAUCGCAGUAGAUCCAAAUCGAGGUCCAGAUCUAGAUCUCGAAAGAGGAGCAGAGGAAGAAGUCGUGGGCGAGGCCAUGGCCGCAGUAAGAGCCGCAGCAGCAGCAGCUCUAGCAGCAACUCCACAUCCAGCGUGUACAGAAAAGCUGGAUCCUUCAAAGAGCUGGACAUCGCCAGACGCCGUAAGGAGCUGGAGGAGCUCCUGAUGCAACCUACCAAGUCCAUUCUGAAAAAAAGCAAUUACGAUGACUCACCGUCUAUCAAGGACUCGCCUCAGGAUCCACACAGUACCACGAUGUCCCACAUGGCCAACCAGCUCCUGCAGGCUGUUAGGAGUACCAACCCGCAAACCAUGGCCUCCACGCUGUCGGAGCUUCGUUCUGACUUGCACCUGGCUCAGCGUCCUGGCCUCAAUGCAGAGAUUACAGAAAUCAUCAACUUGCUUGAGGGGGCCGUGUCGGGGGGUGGAGGUCAGCAGAAAGUUCAAAAUGAAAUUGAUGACGAGGAGAAGUUUUUGUAUGGUGAUUCAGAAGAAUCCAAACCCCAGCCAGAGCACGUUCAACACCACAGCUUGGACUUGUACGGGAACGUGACUGAGGACUCGCUAUACUCUGAACCUUCAUCACAGAGAGCUCCCCUCACUCAGCUAUAUGGUUGCCUCCCCCCUCCAGUUACACCCUACCUUGAGGCCACACCUACGGUGAGUGAGAUGGACAAGUAUGUGAGUGGGCCUACAGCAAGCUCCCAACAGAACGUUACAGUCCAGAUGUCAAAUCCUAUCCACCCGCCAGAAAUGGAGUCGCUGGGGGAGAAUGAGCACCAGGCAAACCAGGAGUACGAACAGAUCCAGGACCUGCUAAAGACCAUUGGACUGGACCUGGGAGUGACAGAAAUCAGCAAGAUGGCUGCCAGAACCAAAGAACGCCUUCAGGGGAAAAAGCCGCCUCCGAAAACUCCCACGCGCCGAAACCGGUACUCCUCUGACAGCUCAGAUAACAGCCGGUAUAGCCGGGGCCACAAGAGGCGAAGCCACAGCAGCAGUUCAAGCAGCAGCAGCAGCAGAAGUCACAGCCGUGAGCCAAGCAACAAGGUGGGGGGCAAUUGGAGCAGCGACGACGACGAGCGCAAGAAGGAUACAGCUCCGCCCAAAACGCAAGACACAAACGAAGCAACAAGCAAGUGGAUUGAUGCGCCACCACUGCAGCCUCAGACCACCAACCCCACAUCAGUCACCCCUCACUCCGGGAUGCCGAUCCCCACCUACCCCCCCACGCAGGUCCACAGCAUGAUGCCCCCUACUUUCCCCCCACCUGGAUAUGGCCAGUACAGCAACUACAUGCCCUACAUGCAUCAGCAGUGGCCCCCGAUGUACCUGCCCCCUAACAUGGCCCUGCCCCCUCAGACCACCGGCAGUGACUUGCCUCCUCCUCAACCUUACAAGCAACCCUACGAAAACCCAUCCCUCGAGGCCGGGGUCAAAGGUGCAGUGAGAAGUGUUUCUCAAGACAAAGAUCAACAGCAGACCAAGAACAGGAGUGUUUCUGAUGAGGAGAACAACGAGAGCCAGAAACAAAAGGUUCUGGAAGAACGGGAGAAUAUGAAGAAAGAGCGAGAGGUCAGGAUGAAGAAGAAAGAGUAUCUAAUGAAGGAGCUGGAGCGACUCAGGAAGCAGCAGGGUGAGCUGCUGAGGAAAAAGCGCCGGGAAAAGGACGGUCACAAAGACCCCCUGCUGCAGGAGCUUGGCCGACUGCAAGAGGAGGUUAUGGCUCAGAUCUCCAGCCUCCGCAAGGAGCACGAGGCCGCUGAGAAGAAACGCAGCGAAAUUGAAAAGGUGGCGCUCAUUUUUGGCCUUAACCCAUCGGACCAGCCCAGUAAAACCAUCAAGCAGCCCAAAGUUCAGGAGGAUGAGCCACAACCAGCAAAGAAAAAGCGAGAGCCCGAGUGGAGCCCCGAGGAGCGGGAGGCCUCCGACAGCUCUGCAGCGAAGCUGACCCCUCCCGCUCUGAUCAUGGCAUCUACAGACAAACCACCUGCCACUGCCCCAGCUCAGGCUCCGCCCCCUGACCCAUUUGAAUACUAUGAUGCUGGGAACCACUGGUGUAAAGGCUGUAAUGUCACCUCUGGUUCCAUGUUUGAUUUUUUCACGCACUUGCACAGCAAAUCUCAUCAAAAGACUCUGGACCCGUACAACCGGCCCUGGGCUUCCAGUCCCUCCAAAAACUUGAAGAACAUGCGAUCAGCGGAGAAGCAAACCAAACCUGCCAAAGGUUCAGAGUUCCUGAUUCCUGUCAGAGGCUUCUUCUGCCUGCUGUGCAAACAGUUUUAUGGAGACGCCAUCUGCGCUGAAGAACACAACCUCACACACUUUCAUAACGAGAAAUACAAGAACCAAAUGUAUGAGAACCCGCUGUAUGAGCAGAGGAGGAACUUGGACCGUCAGGCUGGCUUGGCUUUGGAGGCGAGUGGAAAGAAACGCAAACAUGACGAGGACCACAAAAAUAGCAAAGAAAAAGAAGAAAAUCCCAAAUAUAAAAAAGAGAAAAAGUAUAACGAAAAGGAAGAGGAUGCUUCUGUGUACAAAGAGGAAAAAUACAAAGUUAAUAUGGGAGAGGAGGUAAAGCCAAAGCUGAGCAGGAAAGAGGAGGAUUUCAGAAAGAGCCAGGAGCAGGAGAGGUACUCUUACAGCAAGAAAAAUGAGGAGGACAAGUAUAAAUACAGUAAAAAGGAAGACAGAUUACGCUACAGUCGAGGCGAUGAAGACCAGAAAAUGUGGUACAAGAAUAGCAAACAAGAUGAAGGGUAUCGGUACCAGUGCCGCAAGAAUGACGACAGAUACGAUGAGCGUCCAAAGAGCCGCUUCAGAGAGGACGAGGACAAAUAUCCAGACAGCAGAUCUAAAUACAGCAGCAAGUGGGAUGAAAGUAAACCUCAAGCUGAAAGGGAAGCAGACAAACCUGUAGGAAAACCAGACCACAUCAAGGCUGAACUUCCACCAAAACCCUACGAGCUGCCAAAAAUCUUCUGUGGACCCAGUCCGGCCAUGAGGGCAAAGCUACGCAAGCAGAGCCUGGAAUCCGGUAAAGCACCAGCUGCCACCACUUCUUUUGGGAAGUUCAUGUGGAAGAAGAAGGAUAAUCAGCUGGCAAAGGAGGCACAGAAAAUAGCCGCAGAUUUCAUCAAGGAAGACGAAAUAGCUGCCAAGCAACAGGCUUCCACCACUGAGGAUUCUUUUGCAAAGUCUAUGGCUGUUGCAAAAGAGAUAGCACAGAAGCUGUCAGGUGAAAAAUUCAUGCCUCCACCUUGGUAUUCUUGUGGUCGAGGACAGAUCCGCCCAAACCUCCGUGCACCUGCCAAUCAAAUUAAAAGGAUAGCCACGGUGGGAAAACCUGCAUCACUCAAUGCAUUUCUUAACAUGAGAUCCCCAAACACCAGUAUAGCAGAAGCUGCUCCCAGUCCCCCUGUCAGUCCUCAGCUUGAUCAGAUGAACAAUUCCCCUUCGGUCCACACACCUGGUUCAUUAGAGCCAAUGCCUGUUCGAGCAGUGACUGAAUCAGAAACAUUUGGUCCUAAACUUCCGCCAUCAUUUUCAAAACCUGAACUGUAUGAGGGUAAUGUUAAACCUUAUCCACCUGAAUCAAAAACUGUAGUAUCUGAAGCUACACAAGAUCUGCCAGUUUCUGAACCUGCUGUAGAGCCUAAACCCAGUCCAGUUGAGUCUGAACCCUGUCCAAUCGAGUCUAAACCCAGUCCAGUUGAGUCUAAACGUGGUCCAGACGAAGCUAUACCUGGUCCAAUCGAGUCUAAACCCAGUCCAGUUGACUCUACAUCUGGUCCAGUUGAGUCUGAACCCGGUCCAGUCGAGUCUGAACCCGGUCCAGUCGAGUCUGAACCCGGUCCAGUCGAGUCUGAAUCCGGUCCAAUCGAGUCUAAACCCAGUCCUGUGGAGUCUAAACCCGGUCCAGCUGAAUUUAAACUUGCACCCAUACAGGUUAAUUCUGCUUCACCAGUUUUUUCUCCAACCAAAUCAAACCCAGCACCUUCUGAAACUAAACUUGUUCCAGCAGGAGGAAAGCCAAUGCCCUUUCAGGCUGCUUUGUCCAAGUGUCCACCUGCACAACCAUCAAUGAUCAAGAUUGUGUCUGAUGUGGCAGCUCCUGGUGUCCCGGAGAGUGAGCAGACCUGCACUGUGUUUGUCAAACCGCCACCUUUCCUAAGCAAAGCAUUGGGACCUCACAAACCAGAUAAGGUGAAGAAAAACCUGGCUGCAGCCAAAGCCCAGGAUUUAUUUGGCAUCUUCUACAGUAGUAGUAGCCAGCAAGGACCUUCCUGUUUCUCCAGACCAGAAAUUUGUGACAAAAGUCCUUUCUUGGCUCCACAGGCACCUCAGCCAAAACCACAGUCCCCUUAUCAGACCCAUUCACAGUUUGAAGAUAAACUACAACUUCACUUAGAGUCCAAAAUUCAAACCCAACCAGAAGAUAAACCAUUAUCCCAAACUCAAGAUCAACCUCUAGUUGAACCCCAGAAUCAACCAAAACCUCAAAUAGAUCUCCAACAUGAGACUCUUUCUUUCACUCAAACCCAGCCUUCAACUAAGGUCCAACCACCUCUGGAGCCCGACUCAAAAAUCAGUCCUCCAUGUCCCCAAAACCAGCCUUCGACCAAGGUCCAACCAUCUCCGGAAACGGAACUCGACUCAAAAAUCAGUCCUCCAUGUCCCCAAACCCAGCUUUCAACCAAGGUCCAACCACCUCUGGAACCAGAACCCAACUCAAAAAUCAGUCCUUCAUGUCCCCAAAUCCAGACUUCAACCAAGGUCCAACCACCCCUGGAACCGGAACCCGACUCAAAAAUCAGUCCUUCAUGUCCCCAAAUCCAUACUUCAACCAAGGUUCAACCAUCUCCGGAACCGGAACCCGACUCAAAAAUCAGUCCUCCGUGUCCCCAAAUCCAUACUUCAACCAAGGUUCAACCAUCUCCGGAACCGGAACCCAACUCAAAAAUCAGUCCUCCGUGUCCCCAAACCCAGCCUUCAACCAAGGUUCAACCAUCUCCGGAACCGGAACCCGACUCAAAAAUCAGUCCUCCGUGUCCCCAAACCCAGCCUUCAACCAAGGUCCAACCAUCUCCGGAACCGGAACCCGACUCAAAAAUCAGUCCUCCGUGUCCCCAAACCCAGCCUUCAACCAAGGUUCAACCAUCUCCGGAACCGGAACCCGACUCAAAAAUCAGUCCUCCGUGUCCCCAAACCCAGCCUUCAACCAAGGUUCAACCAUCUCCGGAACCGGAACCCGACUCAAAAAUCAGUCCUCCGUGUCCCCAAACCCAGCCUUCAACCAAGGUUCAACCAUCUCCGGAACCGGAACCCGACUCAAAAAUCAGUCCUCCGUGUCCCCAAACCCAGCCUUCAACCAAGGUCCAACCAUCUCUGGAACCGGAACCCGACUCAAAAAUCAGUCCUUCAUGUCCCCAAAUCCAUACUUCAACCGAGGUCCAACCAUCUCUGGAACCAGAACCCGACUCAAAAAUCAGUCCUUUGUGUUCCCAAACCCAGCCUUCAACCAAGGUCCAACCAUCUUCAGAACCUGAACUCGACUCAAAAAUUGGUCCUCCGUGUCCCCAAACCCAGCCUUCAACCAAGGUCCAACCAUAUCUGGAACCGGAACCCGACUCAAAAAUCAGUCUUUCGUGUCCCCAAACCCAGACUUCAACCAAGGUCCAACCAUCUCCGGAACCGGAACCCAACUCAAAAAUCAGUCCUUCGUGUCCCCAAAUCCAGCCUUCAACCAAGGUCCAACCAUCUCCGGAACUGGAAAUCGACUCAAAAAUCUGUCCUCCAUGUCCCCAAACCCAGCCUUCACCUCUGGAACCGGAACCCGACUCAAAAAUCAGUCCUCCUUGUCCCCAAACCCAGAUUUCAACCAAGGUCCAACCGCCUCUGGAACUCGACUCAAAAACCUGUCCUCCGUGUCCCCAAAUCCAGCCUUCAACUAAUAUUCAACCAUUUCUGGAACCCGACUCAAACUGUAAUGAAUCAGACAUUCAGAUCACCUCUGUUUGGUCUCUUCAGCCCACUGCAACAAUUCAGGUGGUGCCAACGACCCAAGCCAAACCAGCGCUACCAGACUGUCAUCAGAGUUUGUUUCUAAACCAGACCCCCCAUGAGGAACCAACACCGGAACCCCAGCCCAAACCAGCCCCUCAGUCCCAAGAAAAGCUUCAACUUGAAUUCCAGCCCCUUUCAGAAACGGAUCCAUCACCACAGUCUAAACCCAAACCUGGCCCCAAAACCAGAGGCAAGUCAACACCAAGGAAGGCCUCUCCUGCUUCUGCUCCUAUUCGACAAACACGGUCUCAGACCAGAUAUCAGACCAGGCAGCAGCAGAGCCAGCCAGAACCAGCAUUAGGAGACCAUGACCCCACAACUUCAGAUUCAAAAGGUUUGGAGGUUUCUGAUCCAGGGUCUGAGCCAGAGAUUGAGACAACCAACAAAAAGGAUGCUCCAGCGAUGGAGAUCACCCCAGAAACUCUGGGUUUUCCCUCAGACCUGAUCUCCUUGGACUUUAACUAUGAUUUUAACUUUGAGUAGGUCAGAUAUGUGCAUGAUGGGAGCUCAGGCUUGAAGAUUUCAGAAUAUUUCACUACUGUCAGAGUCUUUUACAGGACUGAACGUUCCUGAAAGAACCCUGACCUUCAGAAAUUCAAAUAGAAUCAAAGUUAAAAUAAUUUUUCUUUUCAUCCAGAAGGUCAGCAGGUAUGAAAGUCUGAUCUGGUUUUGAUGAGCCAAACUAAUCCAAACUGGACCAAACUGGCUUUGAAGCACAAUGCCAGGCUAUGUUUAGAGUUCCCUUGACAUCUCUGGUGGAUAUUUUCAGAAAAUUUUGUUGGGUUCUGGAAAAAGGUUCCUGUUUUUCACAGAUAGUUUUACCUGCUGAAGUUGGUUUCUGCUCACUGAUUGUAGGUUUUUGUUUUCUAAAAGUAAAGUUGUGUUUAACCCUCAAACUGUUUUUUAUGUUCAUGUUUGAAACCUGUAUGAACCUUCAUGACGCUAGUCCUGUUUGGUGUUUUAAAUAAAAGUUGUAGAAGAGAUCUUGUCAGGUUUUAGUUUUUUUGUUCUCAACGAUGAUUAAA
This is a messenger RNA of Nematolebias whitei (Rio pearlfish), 7547 nucleotides long. RefSeq names its product zinc finger protein 318 (gene znf318). Gene Ontology annotation, molecular function: zinc ion binding; nucleic acid binding. Lineage: Eukaryota; Metazoa; Chordata; Actinopteri; Cyprinodontiformes; Rivulidae. The record is from RefSeq and is a predicted model, not a curated record. Gene Ontology annotation, cellular component: nucleoplasm. Gene Ontology annotation, biological process: negative regulation of DNA-templated transcription; positive regulation of DNA-templated transcription.